AGCCGCUGCUUCCAUCCCGAAGUCUUGAAGGAACACGCGUGCCUGUAACUGGUGGGCCAGCGGGAACGGCAUGGAACCGGAACUUGAACGGGAGCCUUUGCCAAGCUUUACAGCCAAAGAUGUUCAAGAUGCUUAUGACAGCUGGGAGACCAAGUCACGAGAUGACAAGAUGCAUUUCCUGCUGUCGAUCCCAAUGCGGAAGGACAGCAACCUCAAGCAGAAUGAAGCGGCAAUGCGAGCUAUCCUGGUCAAGGCCGAAACAGACACGGAUGAAUGGGUGCAGCGACUUGCCUUGCUGCUGGCAAGUGUGGUAGGCACGACCACUGUCUCAAGUUCAGAGGUUGACAAACAAUUUAUGUGGGAACUUUCGCGAGAUGUAAGACAACUACGGGUGCGCGAGAAUCUACUCUUUCCAGAGGCACUUGAGUACGUCACUCCUGACGAAGCAGAGGAGGAGUUGUACCAAAGGCAGUGCAGCUCCCCUCUGGCUCCUGCAGCACAGCGUGAUACAGAGGGAGUCACUGAGGAUCCAGAGGAAACCAUCCGGUGGCUCAUGGAAGAAGCUGAUGCCCAAGUUGCGGCGAUCAAAGCAGCAGAGGCAGCGGAGAAUGCGGAGUUCGAAAAGAAGUCAGGAAAAGAAGAGCCAGCAGAAAAGAGGCAACGCACGGAUCCCUUCCAGACCUGGGGGGAAGUUUCUAGGCCACAAGCUGCCAGAGCUUCAUCUUCCUCAGGAGCAUCUUAUGCAAUGAAUACCUUCACAGCGGCUGAUAUUCGCGAAAAAUGGCAGAGGGACAAGAAAUGAGCGAAAAAUCAUA
This is a messenger RNA of Cladocopium goreaui, 815 nucleotides long. NCBI's taxonomy places the organism in Eukaryota, Dinophyceae, Suessiales, Symbiodiniaceae. The record is from the annotation of a GenBank genome assembly.